Molecule: messenger RNA, 1871 nt
Organism: Hydractinia symbiolongicarpus
Lineage: Eukaryota; Metazoa; Cnidaria; Hydrozoa; Anthoathecata; Hydractiniidae
Product: glutamic acid-rich protein-like
Exons: 3
Coding region: 1-633 (210 amino acids)
Source: RefSeq, a predicted model, not a curated record
AUGGUAGGGACUUACCCCUUGAAUUUCAUAGCUAAGCACUGUAUGGUACUGCAUGGUAGUGGAUCAUGGGGAUUUGUUGUGACGUGUCGUUUCAAGCUCUACAUAUUGGAAGCAAUGUGUCAAGAAAUUUUAGGAAAAAAGUAUUGUGUAUUGACGGGUCCUGGCACACGUCAUCAAAAUACAAGUUACGAUUCUCUAUUUCAAUGUACUCCUCCCCAAGUGGAUUUUACAUUACAAAUUUCCGAGAAUGAUGACGAGGACGAGGACGAGGAUGACGAGGAUGAGGAUGACGAGGAUGACGAUGACGAUGACGAUGACGAUGAGGAGGAGGAGAAGGAGAAGGAUGAGGAGGAUGAGGAGGAUGAGGAGGAUGAGGAUGAGGAUGAUGAGGAUGAUGAGGAUGAGGAUGAGGAUGAGGAUGAGGAUGAGGAUGAGGAUGAGGAUGAGGAUGAGGAUGAGGAUGAGGAUGAGGAUGAGGAUGAGGAUGAGGAUGAGGAUGAGGAUGAGGAUGAGGAUGAGGAUGAGGAUGAGGAUGAUAAGGAUGAGGAUGAGGAUGAUGAGGAUGAGGAUGAGGAUGAGGAUUUGUCAAUAACUACUAUAAUGGGUCUAUUCAAAAAUGCAUACGUACUAUAAAUCGUCAAUCUUAUACUCCAUUGUAUGCUUUGCUUUUGACUUACCCCUUUCCCGAACGUACAGAUCACCCCUCCCCGAAAUAUCAACUUAAUGAUUAUUAAUUAUAACACGUUACUUGAAAAAAGGACAAUAUGGGUAGCUAACUACGGCAGGUCUAAGGUGUUAAAGUUGAAAUAACCACAUAUUUUUUGCAGAAAAGAUACAUAAAAAACUGCAAUAAUAUUUUAAAGCGUAGAUAUGUAAGUCCGUCAACGCGGAUAGUCACUUUUAAAAAAACAAAAAUCUCCAAACAUCAUAUAAAAGCUGCAAACGCAAAUACGCACUUCUACUACACACAACGAAUGAGAAUGUCCAAGUGGACUCGGUGAGUAAGUGCGUUACCUUGUUGCAGUUUAUAUUUUAUUAAAUUUUUUUGUGUACAUUUUCUGAAGUUUAGCCGAACGUUAAUACACCUUCACGAUAAUUCAAUUGUACAUGCGUUCCUACGGCUCUCCAUCGUUUUACAAUAUCGGAAAAAGGAGGUAAAAUCGUGUUUUUAUGAGAGUUUGUUAGAGACGAAAGCGUGUUUUCUCCAGUUUUUUAACUUCCGUCGUAUCAAUUUCUUUCAAAUUUUCGGGAAACGUUAAUAAUAAUAACAGUACUUUUCAUUAAAAACAAAACGCGGCAAGAAAAGUUAUCACGAAAAAACGUGUUUUCUCAUUAAUAAACUCUUAUAAAAGUGUGAUGUUUACCUCCUUGGAUAGCUAAAUAAGCUGCGAUGGAGUGUUAGUUUUCCCGAAUUAUCGUAAAGGUGUAUUGUGCGUUUCGAAAAAUGCGAGUGCUCCCUCCUCUUUCCCAAAUCCAAACUUACACAUUCUUUUUGCAGAGCUGAAAUUCAGGUGACUACUUUACAGGACUUCAUAGAACUUCACUUAAAGAAAAACAAGAAGCCCUGUGGCUUGAAGAUUUCCACCUUAAGCAAACAUGUUGGAAAGCAAUUAUAUGCGUUGCGAUCGAGGACAGUAUUAAUUUAAAAGUUUAAAAUGCCAAAAAAAAAUAAAGGAGGUUAAAAACACGAAGAAGAAAGUUGUUUGAAGUCGUCUGUAAAGAUUUUAUGUUCCAUAGGUUGUUUUUUUCAAAUCAGAGAGAGAGAGAGAGAGAGUUUAAGCCUGAUUGCAUCGUGAUCACUGAAAUACACAGUUUUAACGAAGGUCUCGACAUUAAGAGUAUUUAAAACAUUCUCACGGAUAUAGACAUGG